Messenger RNA from Xyrauchen texanus (razorback sucker), 7637 nucleotides. RefSeq names its product semaphorin-4G-like. Bases 318 to 2924 code for a protein of 868 amino acids. Gene Ontology annotation, molecular function: semaphorin receptor binding; chemorepellent activity. Gene Ontology annotation, biological process: axon guidance; negative regulation of axon extension involved in axon guidance; semaphorin-plexin signaling pathway. The record is from RefSeq and is a predicted model, not a curated record. The transcript has 15 exons. Lineage: Eukaryota; Metazoa; Chordata; Actinopteri; Cypriniformes; Catostomidae.
CAGGAGGGGACUAUCACUAUCACAGUUGGAGUAGAUCCCGUGUCUCAGCCGUAUCUCUCAUUACUGGAUAUACAACCACUCAUUCCCGACUUUUCCGGCGUUUUGGACGAUUUCUGUCGAAAGGCACUACUAGUGAAUCCACUUGAGCGAAUGAUGACGGAGUACCAUUUUACUUUUAAGUGAAGAAAAGUACAACUGCUGCAUUCCUGCGAGAGGGUCACCAGGGAGACGGUUUGAGUGACCUGCUCACUUGAGAGGGGGGGGUGGGGGGUGGGUGGUGGAUCUUGUGAUACUCACCCCUCCUGGUCACACUGCUGAUGUUCAGCAUGAUGACCCACAGUGCAUGGCUGCUCUUCCAGCUAUUGCUGUGUAUUGUGCCCACCCUGUGGGGUUACCCAUUUAGACCCCCACUAGACCUGGAUGUGACCCCCAGAACUACAGUCCUCUCUAAUGGGCUGUUGGGCUGCAGACGCUUCAGAGGUUCAACUCUCAACUACAGUUUAUUGCUCCUGGAGGAGGAGGCAGACAUGCUGUAUGUGGGAGCGAGAGGGGCUUUAUUUGUCCUGCAGGCUAGUGACAUCUCCAGCAGCUCACUGCGGAAUAUUGACUGGGAGGCAUCAGACGAACAGAAGCAACAGUGCUUGAGGAAAGGGAAAGAUAACGAGACGGAGUGCUACAACCACAUACGUUUCCUCCAAAGGUUCAACAGCACACACUUGUACACUUGUGGCACGCAUGCUUUCAGCCCUCUGUGUGCAUACAUUGAUGGGGGGCAGUUUAAGCUCUCGUCGGCCUUCGAGGAGGGUCGAGAGAAAUGUCCAUAUGACCCCAACAAAGGAUACACUGGACUGCUGAUUGAUCAACAGAUGUACACAGCAUCUCAGUAUGACUUUCGGAGCUUUCCAGAUAUCCGACGCAACUCUCCGAAUCCCACACUGAAAACAGAAGAGGCUCCCACUCAAUGGCUACAGGAGGCUGAUUUUGUGGGCUCAGCAUUGGUGAGAGAGAGUGUGAGCAGCUCAGCUGGAGAUGAUGAUAAGAUUUACUUCUUUUUCACGGAGAAGAGCCAAGAGCUCAGUCCAUACUUCAGCCACAGCAGAGUAGCGCGUGUUGCUCGUGUGUGCAAGAGCGAUAGAGGAGGUCUCCUCACCCUACAGAAGAAGUGGACCUCCUUCCUGAAGGCAAGGCUGGUGUGUUCUUUACCUGACUAUGAAUUUCACUUCAAUGUGUUGCGGAGUGUGUUUUUGCUGGAGGGUGCCCGCUCUCAGGACUCUAUUCUCUAUGGCAUCUUUGGCUUGGAAUGGAAAAAUUUAAAAGCCUCUGCUAUCUGCCAGUACUCCAUUUCGGACAUCCAGUGGGCCUUUGAGGGGCCUUACAUGGAGAGCACGGAGGACUCCAGCCCUAAAUGGACCCAGUAUAUGGGGAAGGUUCCGGAACCGCGACCUGGCUCGUGCAUCACAGAUCAAUUUAGAGCAAGAGGCAUCAACUCAUCCACCAACCUACCUGAUGAUGUGCUUCACUUUGUCCGUCGCCAUCCACUCAUGUACAGGCAGAUCCGUCCACAAGGACAACGCCCCCUGUUGUUGAGGAGGAAUGUGGACUAUACUAAAAUUGCAGUACACAGAGUGACGGGUCUAGAUAGUCAGAUAUACCACAUGCUCUUCAUUGGGACAGAUGAAGGUUGGCUGCAGCGGGCUGUGGUGGUCAAUGGUCAACUGCACAUCAUUGAGGAAAUGCAGUUGUUUGAGGAGCCCCAGCCAGUGGAAAGUAUAGUCAUCUCUGAGAAACAAAUGAGUGUUUAUGUGGGUUCGCCCACCUCAGUGGUACAGAUGCCCUUAUCCACAUGCAACAGAUACGCCUCCUGCUUUGACUGCGUGAUGGCGCGUGAUCCCUUCUGUGCCUGGGAUGGACUAGAGUGUGUGCAGAUUACAUCACACAACAGCAGAGCCAAUCUGAAGCAGGAUAUUUUGAAUGGAAAUAAGGGCUGUGAUGAAUCUACAGCAGAUGUCCUAAUGUUACACCGCUCUCGCUCUGUGAUGGCGGGCGAUGAUGUACUGCUUCAGUGUGAGCUCAGCUCCAAUCUGGCCACUCCUGAGUGGACCUUGGAUGGCAAGAAACUGCAGGGAUAUGGGUUGAACUCCGGCUACCGGAUUGGCACAGACGGUCUUCUGGUCAUUGAGGCACGGCCCUUCCAGAGUGGUGACUACUGUUGCAUUGCCAUCGAGAAUGGAGUCCAUAUUCCUGUUGUUAUCUACAGCUUGACUGUUCGCCAGGAGCUGCCUCCGCCUUCUCCUGUAGAGCCAACUCAUCCACUCAUGACUACUACAAUCUUCUGGCCUGAUAAAACUUCUCAAAAAGACUCCCUGGAUGAAUUCAAUCCGACCCCUCUGUCUCCUCGCUUUGAGUUCCUAUCCCUGAGGAACAUGGAGGCCAUGUAUCUAUCCCUAAUCACAAUCUUAGGAGGACUAUGUCUUGUUCUCACAGUCGUCCUACUUUAUGUUGGAUUCUGUUUGCAAGGGCGGAGGGGUAAGUACUCUUUGCGAUCUGCUGCUCGUGCUGAAAGGAAUAGAGGUGCGCAUAUGGAGCUAAAUACCAUCUCCAGCCACUGCAGUGGGAAACCUGAUGCUCAUGAUGGUCUGCUGCAGAUCGUCCCUGGAGAAGCUCCAACUUCACCCAAUAAGGAGCUUCCUCCUGCUCCACCUCUCCCACCUCCACCUUCAGAAUCAGAGUAUAUAAAUGGACUCUCUGCCACCCUGCCCAGUGUCUUGCGCAAGAUGAAUGGCAACAGUUAUGUGCUACUGAGACAGACUGAUGGAGACACCACAUCCCCUCUAUAUUAUUCCUUCACGGAAGAGCUCAACAGGAUCCUGGAGAAGAGGAAGCACACGCAGCUGUGUAGUAAACCUGAUGAGAGCUCAGUGUGAACUUUGGGGCACAAUACAAACAUCCUACCAUGUGGAGAUAUGUGCAAGAGUCCUUAGAAGUGUCAAAGGACAGCAUUAUUAUUUACAAGCCCUGCUUUACUCAGAUUGACAUUAUUGGGAUGUUAAUAAUUGACCUAAACUCCUAUUAUUGGGAGAUAAACAAAGCAUCGAUAUUCCUCUAAAAAUUACAAAUUGCUUCUUGGUUUACAUUUCAAAUGUAGAGCUUUUGACUUUCAACCGAGUGCCCACUGGUCACAAAAAAGCGAAGAUUGCAACACAUACAAUGGAAAUUCUACCUCAGCAGGAUAUCGCACAAGUCUCAACUCAUUUCAGAAUACUUGCUAUAAAAUUUGGGUUGGAAUAGGGUGGAAGGCCAAGGACAUGCAGCAGAGAAUCUUUAAAGCAAGAGUCUCAGUAUUGGGGGAAUCAAGCUACUUAUUCAAUAAUGAACUUGUAAAGUUUGUUCAAAUAACUUUAAAGACUUUUAUAAGGCAGCAAAAGAAUAUUGCAAGUGGCAACAUGAACUUCAUAUCCCGAUUCAAGAAUCAUACCUGGACUGAGCGAGUCACUUUAAAACAAGUGAUAUAGUGCACUGAACGUCUUUGCAUAUGUUCAUUAGUUUGAUAUUUCCUAAUUUAUGCCAAGACUGACCAUAUCAGUAACAGCUUGUAAUAAUAAUUACAAUUAAAAACAGCAGGGAUAACAGACUUUUAAAAAUGAGAAAUGCACUUGAUGGAACUAAUAGUGUGAAUAAGGCUUUUAUUAAUAGUUUCACAGGGGUGGGAAACUGGAAAGAUGACAGUAUUAACCACUGGGUUGCACUUUAUGGACUGGUAGCAUUUGUUUCUACGAGGUGCUGCUUAUUCUGACAGAUCUAGAGAGGACGAAAUGGACCACAAGGACAGUCAUGUUUGCAAUAGAUGUGAAUCGCUGAUUUAGCAACAAUAUGAUAAAACUAUAUCGUAUGCUGAAUUAAAGAUGCUAUGAAGGGAAGACUAUGUAAACGUACAAUAUACUUUUAUAACCCUGGGAAAUGAAUCACUAAUUCUGGUAAUUCUCUAAGUCUGGAUGUGUCUGUUUCAGAGUUUCAUAUAGCAGGGUUGUAUUGUCCCUUGCAGUAUGAUUAACAAAUCAGCGUUCAUAGGAACAGACGUGAUCCUUGGUGGGACUUCGUCAGAAUUCCACAGUCAUUGGCUGCCUGGUUUCCAAGGCAACCACAGCGAAGAGGUAAAUCUGAUGCUGAUCUUCUUAGAUUAUCCUUUGGAUUUGAACAAGUAUUACACCACCUUUUACAGUCAGGAUUUAGGAUUAGAGAAUUUGAGAAAAAAGGUGAAAUUGAGCUUCUAGUACCAGUAAAUGAAGUCAAUACAGUUCUAGUUGGGGCACAACAAACAAUGAGUAUUGUGAUAUUGCAGUUUAGGGAUACCUUCACUUUCUGUAUGUCUAUUCAAUGGUUGUGUAGUCUAAAUGUUCACGCUUGAGACUACCCACACUUGCGUGCAAGAGCAUUUUGGCAUUUCUCCCACUACUUAAGGGGAUAAAGCACCUGGUUCUGUCUGUUUAGAUCACAUUAUGCAGAUUGCAGUGAAGCCGAGUGGAGAACAUUAAGGCCACAUGUUCAGAGCAGAGGUCUGAGUACUACUGAUAAUGAAUUUUGCUUUCCUCUCUCUCUUUCUCUUUUUCCCUAACUUUUUGCUCAUUGUGUUUUUGAAUGAUUUUGUCUUGUUUAGUAUGCAUGAGCUUAACUUAUCUCUCUCUCUUCACUUUCCGUAUUGUUUUUCUGUACAAUCCAUAUGCCAUUCCAAACCUGGAUGGAGUUUUUGUUUUCUCAAAAAACCCACCCCAAAAGCAUCAUAAAAGUUUCCCAUAUAACUUGUGCGCUAUAUUCAAAUUUUUCAGAAGACACACCAUAGCUUUGCAUUAGGAACAGAUUUAAAUUUAAGCAGAUAUUCACUGAUAAUCUUCCUGUUUUAGCCCACUUUCCCGUCCAGACUAAAAAAUGGUUAUUCGUCAUUGACGCCAAAGCAGGAUUGGUUGUGGCAUUAAUGUGUAGUAUCCAAAUGUGAUGUCAUUUUUAAAUUCCUUUACAAUUAUGGCAAGAUUAUCAAGAAACAAUUAAUUUUGGUAUAUUCCUUAUAGUCACAUUCCCCAGAAUCAUUUGUACUACCUUUAUUAUACGUUUUUCUAUGCUUUAUGGUCUUUUUUUAGGUGUUUUGUCCUUUUUACAUAUUGACCGAUAUGGUCACUUUGAACAUUAGUUGUAUAAACCGAGCAGCGUAAAUAUUAAAAACUAUUUGUGUUACAAAGAAAAAAAUAUAGCAAAUGAAUUUGGAUCAAAGGUUUGAGUAAAUAAUGACAGAAUUUUCAUUUUUGGGUGGACUAUUCCUAUAAAAAUUAUUAAUAAUGUUUCCUGCCAUUCUUUUUUUUCUCUGUGUCCCUCAUCUCUCAUUCUCUGAGUACCCUCACCACCUUUUUUUAUUUCCAUUUGACAAAUGGCUUUCAUGUCUGUGCAUACUCCUCCAUCAUAGUCUUAAAUGAGAGCAGAAUAGAUCUGCAUACACAUCUGACCUCCUGUCCCAGAGGGUCACAAGCUGUGAUUAGAUGCUUAUCGUCAUGCCGCUCAUAUCGUCUGCGCCUGCAAUGUUUACGUCCCGCGAGUCUUAUAUAUUCCUGCAAGUGAGGCACUUGUGCGAAUUCUUCUAACAUGCCAGGACAGGUUUGUGGAUGAGAUAUAUCUCAACUGUGGCCCUCAUUCAAAGCUAUUUUAAAGUGUGCGAGAGAGAAAGAGAUUGACAGGGAAUGGGAGAAAAAACAUGAAUAAACGAGAGCCUAGAGAAUGCGUGGAAAUAGUUUGGGAAAUGGUUAUUAAAUCAUUUCAAUUCCUCAUUUUGGCAACUACACAGAGAACUCCACAAAUAGGAGUCAGGAUAACAAAAGAUAGCUCUGACACACCAAAUUAUGGUCAUGUAGGCUUAUUUGUUAACUUGUUCUAAAUUGUAACAUGGCAUUACAGGUUAUUCCCUCUUUAGAUAUAGGCCUACUGAAGACCAAAAUCAGUAGCGUUUGUGGCCUUAGUCUGUGUUUGCUAGCUUUGAGGCCAUCUAUAUGUUAGUGUACUCUUAAAUUUAGAAAAAAUUAACUUUCAGAAUUCAAAUUUACAGUCUUUCUCUUCCAGGAAAAUGGGCCGAAAAGAAAUUCUAGAAUGAGAAUGUCCCUCCCCUAAUUCCACCUCCAAUGGACUACAAUGUUAAUUAGCAAUCAUGGUUCAUGGCUGUGAUGUAACUGAAGCCUAUAGGCAAUUAUUUAUUUAUUUAUUUUAAGUUAAAAGCCCUUCGAUAUGUCCCACACAAACUUGCCCUUUAAACAGGAAAUUACACAAGAAUGAAAACUGUGCUCAUCAAGCCAUUUCAUUGGGUCUAUACAAAAAUAAUCAUACGACAUAUGGCCUCUUUAACAUUUUGAAUUUAUUUUUUGGCAGGACCAGCUGCUAUUUGAUGUUCAGCGUAAAAUAAGACAUUUUGUGGAGUUGAGCACAUUUCAAUCCUUACAAAGCAAUAGACCAGUUUGCUAAAAUCUUGAGAGCAAAAUAUAUAAAUGCUGCAACAGCAUUAAGUUUAGUAUUUAUCACUGAGGUAUAUGGGAGAAUUUGUAUAGAUUGAGUAUGUUUCAUUGUUUUGAUGUUGUACUAUUAAUUCAAGGCAUUUUCAGUAUGAGGUUCUUUAUGAAUUAUUAAAGAGGUUUGUGUUCUGUAUAGUUCACCAGAAAAGACUGUUGAUUGGUUGUGAAAUUCUUUUUUUAUUUUUGUUUUAUUUUACUUGGUCCCGCUAGUCAUGUAUACCUUAUUCCAACAUACAGUACAUGUGAAGAAUGUGUGUCUGUGGAAAUAUAUAUUUUACAGCUUUGUACAGUUUAUGUAUAUUUACUUUCAAAUUGGGAUUUUUCUCAUUUGUGGUUGGUUAAUGUUGCAUGACUAUACAUUUUUGCAAACAUGGCCUACACUAUGGGGGAAAAGCUGUAAUAAUAGUAACGGAAUUACCCCCAAAUAAGUGUAAUCUUCUUAUUGUGUGUAAAUUUACACAACAUUCUAAACAACGUGAACCCAAGAUUGUAUACAGUACUUCCUAUUUCCCAUGUAGUGUUCAGAUUAUAUUGUUAAAUCUCCUGCCGAACAUGUCUCAGGAUCACUUCAGCACACAGUUGCAUGCCUCUUCUGUUGUGGGUAGGAUUGUGUGGGCUGCCUGUGGAACUGGAUUGAAUGAAGCUGGUUAGACUUAUGCCUGUCACCAUGGUGAAAAAGACUGUAGAAUUCUUAUCAAUUCACUCAAUGUUUAAUUCUCUACUGCUCUCUCCAUGUGAAAACAUUAUCUUGCCCUAUACGUGUUCAGACAGUCAGAGCCCAAGAUAAACACUUAUAUAUUUGUUUAUUCAAGGAUAAGGUGUUAUGUUUUGUGUUUAAUUAACACAGAAAUGCUACAGGGACAUGCUGGCUGGGGAGGAGGCGGAGAAGUGUAUCAUUGCUUCCCAUUAUGUUUAAAAUUGAAACUUUUAUGUCUGAAUUUUGGUUUGUUUACAUUUUACUCAGUAAAUUAUUUUAAUAAACCGUAUUGAAUCUUCUGUUAAAGAUCCUAAUUCUAAAUUGCAAGUAUUGUUUUUUUUGUUCAAGUCAUACAUAUUAUUUAUCAUCACUGAAUCAGUCUGAAUACAUUAAGUUAC